UUGUCUCGUCAGUUGGCUUGUAUUUUGUUCUCUGCUUUUUUUCAACCCUGCUCAGUUCAUUGUUUGUGCUUUCUGUCAGCUGUCUUGUUCCCAGCUCAUGUUCUGUUGAGUCUUGUCCCAAUGUUUAUUUGGAACUUUGAAUCUGGUUUUUGGACUUUGUUGAUUUUGUAUGUGUCUAUUUUGAAUUGCGUAUGCCUUAUUUACUUUCCUUUUAGCUCUUUUAAGAUUGAGUUCCUAUUUUUUGGAGUGCAAUCCGACCUUCCUCCCUGCUUCGCUGCACUUGGGUCCGCAACCUCAUAUGCACCCCAUUUGACAGUACAAUAUUCCAGACAAAUGAGGCGUCCCGCUCCAAAGUAUUUCCAUCGCCAGCAAAUGACGGUGAUGAGGUCUCGCGGGGGAACAAGAUGGAAUUGCGGAGGUCCGCUAAUGGAUUGUGGAGUGCGAUGUCUGCGGAGUGGUGCCAGCAACUGGACACGUGGUUUCCUGCCUCCGCCGAGCCGCUAUCUUCCUGCAUUAAUAACGUCCUCAGCUGCUCCAUCCCAGAUGACUCACAGCUGCAAAUGGAAACAGCCAGAAUAGUUUGGAGAUGCUGCCACUUGUUCCAGUCUUCACCGAUCCACUCCCGGCCCGGAGGCCCCCCAGGUAACACAUGUCACAACGGCCUGGUGCACCCCGUGACCCGGUCCGCCUUGCCGUCUGUUCACAGUGCACUGGGCAUCAAGCACUUUCUUCCCUUCCCAUUGGACAACAACGUCUCGCCCGCUGUGAAUAUCUUCCCGGGAUUCAAUACUAUGGACCCGGUGCAGAAGGCCGUCCUCCAUCACACGCUGGGCCUCCUGCCCGCUGCCACUGCCGCUGCCCCAAAGAGGAGGCACGUUUCCUGCGGAGUUUGCCGACUGAGGUUCAAUUCGCAGGUAUACCCGAACCAAGCGUUGGCCCACUACAAGGGCACCAAGCACGCCAGGAAGCUAAAAGCCCGGGACACUCCCAAAAGCAAGCUCAAAGGAACGCCGCUCGCCAAGGAGCCCAGAACAGACAGAAAAGAUGCGGUUCCGACCACAGUGCCUCCGCCGCUGUCCUCCACGCUCCGACUGGCAAUCCCAUCAGAGUCCACAGUGACCCGUGAGACGCCGACCGACGUCGCCGGAACCUUGUCGUCGGUCACCAACGCCCCGGAGGUGACCUCGGAGUUUGAGCUCAACUUGCCAUCAGAAACCGAACCGGAUCUGGACCCUGACAAAGAACCCGAGAAGGACGCGGAAACGGAGGAGGAGAAAGCUCGGCGCCUGCUCUACUGCUCGCUCUGCAAGGUGGCCGUCAACUCGGCGUCGCAGCUGGAGGCUCACAAUAGCGGUACGAAGCACAAGACCAUGCUGGAGGCCCGCAGCGGCGUGGGCUCCAUCAAGUCGUUCCCGCGGCCGGGAAUCAAAGGCAAAGUGGCGCCGCCGUCCUCGUCCAAGGCUUCCACGGGCCUGCAGAACAAAACUUUUUACUGUGAGACGUGCGACGUGCACGUCAACUCCGAGACGCAGCUGAAGCAGCACAUCAGCAGUCGUCGUCAUAAAGACAGAGCGGCAGGCAAACCGGCCAAACCCAAAUACACCCCUUACAGCAAAGGAGCCACCAAGCAAACCCAGAUCAAGCUGAGUUUGGGCAAAGAGCGUCCGUGCCCUCCCCUGGCCGCCCUUCUUCCCACACAGCUCAUGGCUGCCGCGGCUGCCGCACUCGGUAGCACGUUCCCGCAGCGCCCGACCCAUGGCCCCGCCUCCAACCCUGCCCUCUUCCCGACUCCGCCCCUCACCACGCCCCUGCUCCGCCCCACCGCUGGCCCUAUAAGGACCGCCCACCCGCAAGUCCUCUUUGCGCCAUACUGACCCCAGAUUGGGCAGCGGCAACGGAUUUCAUGCGGGACCAGUCUAUGCAUCCAGGAUUCAAGAUUAAGCGCUGUCAGUCAACCUGGACAGCUACAUGAGGGCAAUAAUGUAACACUCUCUCACACACACACACACACACACACACACACACACACACACACGUACAUACAUGAACUAUGCAGUGUCAUUACGUCAUGAGUGUCACUAGGUGGGACUCACGUUCCUGUUUGCACUUUAACUUUUGUUGAUGUGCAUGUUUGACUGUGUUCAGUGGUUGACUAGGUAUCGUUUUUUUUUUUUUGUUGUUUUGGGGGGGUGGUUGUGGAUUAGUCCUUGUCAAAAAAACGUGUGGUAUUUGGUUUUGAUGUGAAAUUUCCAGAUGAACCUAAAAUGACCUUGAAAGGUGAACUUAAUUUGACCUCCUGUAAAAAUGUUGAAUUCCCAUCCAUUCAUUGUUUCAAUGCUUUUUGCACAACUUGCUGUUCAACCGCUGAAGAGCAAAGUUCACAGCAGGUGUUCGAUCCAUGAAAAAUUUCUUUUGAAGUUGAAAGAUUCUUCACUAUACACCAUUUUCAAACUGGUCCAAGGCUGGUUUCUAAACUGUGACACGACAAAUCUUGCAAGUCAUCCUGAAAUUUCACACCAAAAUCCCAUAUCAAAAGGUUCCUGUGUGUGUGUGUGUGUGUGUGUGUGUGUGUGUGUGUGUGUGUGUGUGUGUGUGUGUGUGUGUGUGUGUGUGUGUGUGUGUGUGUGUGUGUGUGUGCGUGCGUGUGUGUGUUGUCUGGAUCACCGGUACCUCUGUGUGUUAUAUGUCCAAUGUGUUCAAAGUGUUCAUUUGAAAUAAAACAAGAGUCCUACUUUGUUAAA
This is a messenger RNA of Hippocampus comes (tiger tail seahorse), 2741 nucleotides long. RefSeq names its product zinc finger protein 385D (gene znf385d). Gene Ontology annotation, molecular function: zinc ion binding; nucleic acid binding. Gene Ontology annotation, cellular component: nucleus. The record is from RefSeq and is a predicted model, not a curated record. Lineage: Eukaryota; Metazoa; Chordata; Actinopteri; Syngnathiformes; Syngnathidae. The coding region runs from base 405 to 1874 and encodes 489 amino acids. The transcript is spliced from 10 exons.